Messenger RNA from Guyanagaster necrorhizus, 1016 nucleotides. RefSeq lists its product as uncharacterized. The transcript has 2 exons. Lineage: Eukaryota; Fungi; Basidiomycota; Agaricomycetes; Agaricales; Physalacriaceae. The record is from RefSeq and is a predicted model, not a curated record. Bases 1 to 819 code for a protein of 272 amino acids.
AUGUCCGACUUCGCCCUCCGCAAGGCAGUCGCUCUCGAUACCAUAGCUCGCUCUCCUGCACUCAUUCGGGAGCACGAGCAAGAUGCCGCCACAGCACAUUCGUCCUUCAUUUCUCAGCAGCUGCCUCCACUCGAUGCGCGCUUGUGCCCUGGACACCCUCCGAGCAGAGUAGACGUCGUAAAUUCCGACUCGUAUGCUGCUGCUCGAAAGCUCGGCACUGAUGCAAAGGGCAAAAUAGCUGUUCUGAACUUGGCGAGUGAUGAAUAUCGCGCAGGAGGAUGGGCGACGACCCUUGGUCGGACUCAGGAAGAGGCACUCUGCUAUUCAUCUACGCUCUACCACACUCUGUGUGAUUCAUACUAUCCCUGGCCUAAUGUGGGCCCGGGCGCUGUGGCUGGCGUAUACUCUCCGGGUGUUGUUGUCCAUAGGGACGACCUUGACCAUGAUCUCGUUGAGUUUCCUUACGAAUCAGGGAAACGUAUAGUUGCUGCAAUAUUGACGGUAGCAGCACCAUGCUAUCCUCAGCUCACGAAAGACGGCCAGUGCUUUAAGGACCCUAGUGUGCUAGAGGAUCUGAGAGGCAAGAUCCGACUGGUGUAUAGGAUGGCGGCGUCUAACAGGAAGGAAUACAUAGUGCUUGGUGCCAUGGGCUGUGGGGCAUACAACUGUCCGCCGGUUCUUGUGGCAAAAGAGAUGAGGAGCAUUCUUUUAGAGGAUGAAUUCAAAGGGUGGUACAAGAAAGUGACAUUUGCAGUUUACAGCAAAGGACGAGGAAAUUAUGAUAUAUUCAAGGAGGUAUUCUUAGAUGUGGUGGUAUAGCUCGAAUGGUAUUCCGUUCUCGUACUUCGACGAUUCGACUUGGCAUCUUGAUUUUUAGCUACCAUUUUGCCUUCCGCGCAGAUAUCCAGCCUUGAUAUCAAAGAAAUCUGGCCUGGGCCUCAUCUUCGGAAGUUCUUUGGUUGAACAGUUUUUUUGAAGAAUACGCAAAGCAAAACUGAGAUAAUUGCAGUGAUGGC